Molecule: messenger RNA, 2262 nt
Organism: Venustampulla echinocandica
Lineage: Eukaryota; Fungi; Ascomycota; Leotiomycetes; Helotiales; Pleuroascaceae
Exons: 6
Coding region: 1-2262 (753 amino acids)
Source: RefSeq, a predicted model, not a curated record
AUGUCUAUCCGUCAACUACCUACGGAUCCCAAUUAUGGGAAGGUUCCCUAUUUAUGUGCAACCCUAGGCUACCCACCCAAGGAGACAUAUCGUGGAGGAGAUAUAGUCAUGGGGCAUGCAGAAACACCGGGCAGGAAAUCCAGCAACUUGCAACAUGCACUCCUACGACACCGAAAUAGUCCCAAAAUUUCUUCGCUGCCCAUUCGUCAACUCCGGCUAGAUAGUGACUGUUCAACCUCAGUUGAGGCCACUGAAUAUGCGGCGGGUUUCUUGCGUAUACCGGCCCAUCAGAAGCUUUUUCAGUGGACAGUAGAGGGUGAGAAGCGCGGGUGGCCCGUCUACCCAGAAGAAAACGAACGGGGCAUGCCGUCCAAGGCUGAGGAUACAUCAUCCUGUUCAGACUCGUCAGACGGAUCUGAGGAGGACGACGAUACGGAUUAUCAGCGAACAUCUUCGAAUGAUCAGCUAUCAUCUUUUGAUAGACGAUUACCACCCUGGGAGCGAUCAAUGAGGGAGCAUCAAGCCAUUACGAAGAACAUCGAAAUCCACUUGGAUUUUAUAUAUCCUCUUGAGAGGUCUCUCGAAGCCAAGUCCCAUGAUUGGCUGACGAAGCCAACGUUCAGCCUGAGUACUAUUAAGGAUAUCGACCGUUUUGCUAUUCGGAACCUACACAGUCUUGAUCUUUAUCUGCCCAAUGACACGGCUAAACUCAAUCGGUUCGUGAAUGAUUGCGUUCGUUAUUACAACCUUGGAAAUUCGAGCUUUCGACACCGGCGGCUGCACGAUCGAUGUAAGGAUCUGAUUGCGAACUUCGUGGGGGAUUUUGUAGGGUCGUGGAUGGAAUGGGAACAUGGAGGCUAUGGUUUCCUAGAAAGGCAUGGGGCGAGUAUAUCAAAAAGCCCAGAGUUUGAAGAAGCCUGGAAAACUCGCCAUAAUCAGUGGUGGGGCGGACUGAUUCCUUCCUCGGUAUCCCCGAUACUAGAUGGUAAGCGUCUGAAAAUCGAAAGUUCACCUCCGCCACGCACAAUCGUUAAUAGAAAAAGAGAACCCGAGUUUAUCGAUCUCAGCUCUGUUUCUACCAAUGACCUAAGACCAGAAAACGCAAAGCGACAGCGGGUCGACCACGCCAGCGCCGAAGAUAUUUCCCGCCCAAGUCGGGAAACCACGUCCGUUCAGUUAGAUAAUCUAGCGAAAGAUGAUAUGGAUAAUGUCGCAUAUGUGACAUCCGGCUACGUGACAAGAAGUUUCCCAGCGUCCAAGGUAGAAUCGAGCGGUGCACCUACGUCAAGCUUUUCUAUCCCAGAUAAAGUUGGAAGUGAUCAAAUCGUGGAUCUUCAGCCAUUUUUCGAUAUGCUCGAAACCCCGCCUCGCUCCUCUCUUCCAACCGACCACGCUGCUGGACAUCACGCGCCAGACCCGGUCAGCAAUGCUUCACCUGGCAAACCUGCGCCAGAUCCAACUGGAAAUGCUCCUGCAGCUAGACUUCCGGUGGAGGUGGUCCUUCAUACCCCACCUGUUGUGAGCCCAACUACCGUUCGCCAGGUGACACCAAGGGUUCCCAAAGGUUCUACCACGGCCAGUUCAGCUACUACCACUGAUCCUCGCCCGGUAAUUUUUGCAUCCACGUUCCCUUCUCCUAAUACGAACCCCUCGACAGGUAUCACUUUGAUGUCAACCGACUCACAUGCUGCUAAAUCCGAACUAGCCGAGCCAUCAAAUGACCGGUCUAUUUCCCCACCAGCUACAAGUUUCGACAGGAGGCCUAGUAGCCGUUACCAACUCACCGGCUCGUUUGUGGGCAAAGUGGAAUAUCCCCAUUUGCUCAACAGUGAGUUGAGCAGCAAACAGCUCACUAGGAUAAGCUCCUCGACAGAGAAAGAUGGCCCCACGAAACCAAGAUUGCGAUUUGCUAUCGAAGAUUCUGAUGGGAUGCCUGACGAUGACGAACAAAAUCUUGUUUCAAACAAAGUAAUGUCGGGGCUGAGUCUUGCUGAUCUGUUUGCCCUUGUGUGUAAUAGAUCUGGCAAACCCAAGUCAAACAUUGCGCAACUCACAUUUCAAUGCGGAUGGGGCAAUGGAGCAGCACUUGUGGUGGACAAAUAUGGCGGAGAAGAAUCUUGGACAAAGGCAAAGGCAAGAAUGAACAAACAUUUUAAGGCUUCCCAAAGGCAGUUGCCUCAAACAAAAGAAUUCGAGACAUGGGUUUAUUGCGGCGAUACCACGCAAACUUCGAGGACGGAUGACGAUAACGAGGACAGUUGA